Messenger RNA from Lemur catta (Ring-tailed lemur), 705 nucleotides. RefSeq names its product S100 calcium binding protein Z (gene S100Z). The transcript has 2 exons. Gene Ontology annotation, molecular function: calcium ion binding. The record is from RefSeq and is a predicted model, not a curated record. Bases 50 to 349 code for a protein of 99 amino acids. Lineage: Eukaryota; Metazoa; Chordata; Mammalia; Primates; Lemuridae. Gene Ontology annotation, cellular component: cytoplasm.
UCCUAGGGUUUGGUGGCCUGCUGCUGGAGUGGUCACUUCUGCUGCCAACAUGCCCACCCAGCUGGAGAUGGCCAUGGAUACCAUGAUUAGAAUCUUCCACCGCUACUCUUGCAAGGAAGGGGACAGAUUCAAGCUCAACAAGGGGGAACUGAAAAUGCUCCUACAGCGAGAACUCACGGAAUUCCUCUCGUGCCAAAAGGAUCCCCAGUUGGUUGAUAAGAUAAUGCAGGACCUGGACGCCAAUAAGGACAACGAAGUGGAUUUUAAUGAAUUCGUGGUCAUGGUGGCGGCUCUGACAGUGGCUUGUAAUGAUUACUUUGUAGAACAAUUGAAGAAGAAAGGAAAGUAAAGAUAAGUAGUAAAGUCAGAAAAUAUCCAAAGUUAUUUACUUAGUUUUCAUCUAUACCCUUCAGAUCUAUAGACACAGUAAAGUCAUUUACAAAUAUAAUAUAUAGUACAUAUAAUGAAUUGCUAGUAUUACUAAAUUAUGUGUACCUUAAUAUAUUGACUUUAUAUAAUUAUUCCAAGUCUUAUAUUCCCUACCUGAAAUUUGCCUAUUAUUAAAGAUGUUAUAUGCAUUUUUUUGGUCUGUCAAAAAGAGAGCAUCACAAAAAUUUAGCUACUUUCAAAUGAGACUAGAACUUAGCAAAUUUCUAAGACAUCCUUAAAUUGUAUUUGAACUUCUUACUCUAUUAAUUAACUAGC